GUUACUAGGGUAUUUUACAAGCAGCCAACAGUUGUUCGACUAGAUAAUAUUUAGGCUUUAGCAUUUCUUACACUACAGAAUAGCUGGCGUAUUCGUUAAUUUUACAUUAUUAUGUUCUAUGCAGGUAGUAUGAACGGUUACUUAGUAGUUUUCGUGGUAACUUUUCUUAUCGUAUUUACUUUUGCAAUCGAAACUGCGUAUAGGUGUUUGGACGUUGACGAUGACUUAGAAUGUAAAAGGCGUGGGAACGAAGGUUUAUGUGGCUACACAGAUAAGGGUUUCACAUGCGGCUGCUUGUUUCAUGAUAAACCUGCUUCUGUACAAAGUCAUUGGGAUGCUAAAAUGCAAAUUCGAUCGUUUUCCCAAUUUUGUGAACCAGUAACACUUCCUUUCCAUGAGGAUACAUGUAAACUAUACCUCGGAAACCCAAACGAAAAGGAGGACUGGAAAAUGGUUUGUCCAAACAGUGGCUUCAUUCAAAGUUGGGGCGCAUUCCCACCUGUAUCCGGUAGCUUUCAUGCAAGAAUAUGGUACCGAUGUUGCAACGCAAAAUGUCCGAGUUGGACUUGCAAGUGGUCGCCUUUUACUCAAUCGAGAAAAGAUUUCAACGUCCCUGUAUAUGACGAAUACGUUCGAGCUGUGAGAAGCACCCACUUACACGAUAAGAUGGACAACAUUUGGUCUCUUGAAUUAUGUCAAUGCGUUCCUACUCCACCUUCCAAAGGUGAACUAUGACGUUACCAUACGUCACAAUCACAUUACUAAAAUCGUGAUCGAAGUUCGAAUGAUGCAGCAUUUUGUUUCUGUCAGCAAAAACUAAUCAAGCAGAAAGUUAUUGCGCCAACACCACGUGAUAAAAAGUGGUUAUUAUACCCUUGCUACUCGUUAUAUCUUUACACUGUCACCACCGCAGGAAAAAUUCAUAAAAAAGUUGUACUAUAGUGUUUUGUAUGUACCGCUGCAUUUUGUCUAUAUAGAGUACUAUUAUUAUUGUUGCACAAUAAGACAGUUAGUUAAUUUGUACAUUUUCAGAUUUUUAAAAACUUAUGUCAAAAUCGAUAUAGGUAUAUAUAGUACUGUGGGGUAAGAUGGAUAUUGUUAGCACACAAUAUUGCAUAUUUUGUAAUCGUGUUUUAUAACAACUAUAACAACACUUUUAAGAGCCGUGACGAGGAUACGGUUAGGCUAUAUAAUUCUGUAAAUAUUCUGUGCAUACUACCAAGUGGGACGGUAAAAUAAGAUAUAAAACAUGCCCCAUCUUGCCCCGAACUACCUUUAUAGUCUCACAUAUAGCUCAGUAACUUUUGUUAUAUAUAUAUAUAUAUAUAUACGGUCUAGAGUUAACAGUUUGUAUAUCGUAACUUAUGCACUGAUCAAUAUAUAUAUAUAUUAUACCGUUGUACCAAUACAUAAUCGGAU
Messenger RNA from Ciona intestinalis (vase tunicate), 1419 nucleotides. Lineage: Eukaryota; Metazoa; Chordata; Ascidiacea; Phlebobranchia; Cionidae. The record is from RefSeq and is a predicted model, not a curated record.